Molecule: messenger RNA, 1732 nt
Organism: Cajanus cajan (pigeon pea)
Lineage: Eukaryota; Viridiplantae; Streptophyta; Magnoliopsida; Fabales; Fabaceae
Product: Tetratricopeptide repeat (TPR)-like superfamily protein
Biological process (GO): RNA modification
Molecular function (GO): protein binding; RNA binding
Source: RefSeq, a predicted model, not a curated record
UGGGGAUUCAAGCGAAUGCUGAAGACCAAAAGUAAAGGGCCACUUGAUCUAACACUUUAAGGAAACAGUAUGAGAAAGCAUUAUUUCCCAAAACGUGCAGCUACUUGUUCGAUUUUGACACUUGACAUGACUUGGGUGGCUUAUUAUUCCUAUUCGGGAAAUUGUCCCAAAAGUCAAAACUGGGGCUACUUUUUCUCCUAUGGAUUCUUCUAAUUGUUUUCCUUGUCCCCCCAAAUCAUCCUUCUGCCUGAGGAGAGGAUAAGAGAGCCCGAGAAAAGAACAGAAACUGAACGCUGGUGUUUCGGUGGUUAGGGUUUAGGGUUUAAGAGAAAAUACGUAUGGCGGUGUUUGAAUGUUUAGGAUUGGGGGUUCAAGAGAAUUAUGAUAGAAGAAAACAUAGAUAGGGUGAAUCGUAGGUUGUUUAUCGUCCACCUUAAAAAUGGUUCUCAUCACUGCACCAUUGCCAACAGUACCAACCCACCACGUAUUCUUCGACGAAAACGUGGAUUUCAACAACAAAUACCCACGUACUUUGCCUCCUCCCAACCAUCAACUCGAGCUUCGACUACCCCUGCGCCGCACCAUUCACAACUUCCCUAAUCACACUUUCCCACAACCCCUUACUCCCAAAACAACCACUUUAACAAAGAAGAAAAAGAAGAGAAAAGGGGCUGCAACCUCUGACAUAUUGCACUUAAUGGACGCUCUACCCUUUCCCAUAUCCAUUGAUAUCUACACCUCUUUGAUAAAAGAGUGCACCGUUUCCGCCGACCCAGAAACCGCAAUUGAGUUGUACACGCACAUCGCCAAGAGCGGCAUCAGACCCCCCUUGUCUUUCCUCAACCGGAUUCUCAUCAUGUUCGUGUCCUGUGGUCUGUUGGAAGAUGCACGCCACCUGUUCGACAAAAUGCGUGUGAGGGACUUCAACUCUUGGGCAACCUUGUUUGUUGCGUACUAUGAUAAUGCCGAUUACGAGGAGGCUACGGAUGUUUUUGUCAACAUGUUGGGCCAGUUGGGUAUGCUGCAAUUUCCUCCGUGGAUAUGGGCUUGCCUUCUCAGGGCCUGUGCCUGCACUGUGAAUGUCCCUCUGGGAAUGCAAGUUCAUGGGUGGUUGUUGAAGUUGGGGUCUUGUGAUCACGUGCUUCUCAGCAGCUCCUUGAUCAACUUCUACGGGAGAUUCACGAGCCUGGAAGAUGCGAGUGUUGUCUUCAAUGGGGUGUCUCGGCAUAGCACUUUGACUUGGACGGCUAAAAUUGUUAGUGGUUGCAGGGAAAGGCAUUUCUCUGAGGCUUUUGGCGACUUCAAGGAGAUGGGAAAGCGAGGGGUGAAGAAGGACUGCUUCACGUUUUCUAGUGUUCUCAAGGCGUGUGGCAAGAUGCUGAAUCAGGAACGGUGUGGUGAGCAGGUUCAUGCUGAUGCUAUCAAACUUGGGCUGGUCUCGGAUCACUAUGUGCAGUGUAGUUUGAUUGCCAUGUGUGGCAGAUGUGGGUUAUUGAGAGAAGCAAAACGGGUGUUUGAGAUGAGCCGUGAGGAGAGAAAGGAUGAUUGUUGGAAUGCUAUGCUUAUGGGUUACAUACAGAAUGGUUUGUAUAUUGAAGCUGUUAAGUUUCUGUAUCAGAUGAGGGCUGCUGGAAUGCAGCCCCAGCAAUCCCUGCUUAAUAGAUUAAGAAUUGCUUGUGGAAGUAUUACUUACUCAAACAUGAAUUAACUAUGUAAGAAGUAUAUUAUUGUA